Molecule: messenger RNA, 1242 nt
Organism: Lotus japonicus
Lineage: Eukaryota; Viridiplantae; Streptophyta; Magnoliopsida; Fabales; Fabaceae
Exons: 1
Coding region: 150-1028 (292 amino acids)
Source: RefSeq, a predicted model, not a curated record
GAGUAGUAACGAAUAAAAAAGAAAGAAACGAAAAAGAGAGAAUCCCAUUUAUUAUGGCGCACUCGCCACAUGUCUCUUCCCCUACACACUCUCUCCUUCUCUAUUCAUAGCAACAACAACAACAACAGCAGAAACAAGAACACGAAACAAUGGCUAGUGCGUGGGUGAAAUCGCUACACUGCAAGUCAAGAGCAUUUGAAGACGUGUUCCACCCCAACCCAAAAUUCUCAGCUAGUUGCAGAAAAAGUGUUCAAAGCAUCAAAGACAUGGUCGACAUACCCAAGCCCAAGCCCAGGCCCAAACCCAAGCCCAGAAAAUCAAAGCCUACAUUGGAAAAACACCCAAGUUCAAAAUACCCAUCAACAACAAUCACAAACCCCGAUUUCCAAACAGAAACCCCCACCAUAAACCGCUCACGCAGCACCACCACCACCACCGCCACCGCAACGACCUCUUCUUCCCGUGCCGUCACUGAGCUUCCCGAGGGGCAUCCUUCCCGCAACGUGGUCGAUAUCAUCUUUCACAGUAGUUGGGGCCCGAAGCAGUUCCCGGGUCGGGUCGAGAUGGUGUUCAAGGUCCAGAAUAGUGCGCGGACAGUUUCACGGUUUGACGAGUUUCGCGAGGCGGUGCAGGCGCGCGCGGCCGCUGAGCUCGACGGAGGGAACAAUUUCGAGGAGAACGCGCGGUGUGUCGCUGACGGGAAUGAAGUGAUGCGGUUUCACUGUUUGGGUGCCUACGGCGGCGUUGAUGGUGGAUGUUCGUGGUCGUUUCCGGAGCGUAACGGGUCGGCGAUCUGCACGUUUGCUGGUAGCGGCGACGCGCAUGAGAGUACUGGCGGUGGAAGGGGGAGGAGGGCGAUGCUGGUGUGUCGGGUCAUAGCGGGUCGGGUCUCGAAGCAGAUCGGGUUUCUGGACUCGCUGUUGGAUAAGCGAGUCGGGUUUGACUCAGUGAGUGGUGACAACGGCGAGUUGUUUGUUUUUGACCCGCGUGCGGUAUUGCCCUGUUUUCUUAUUGUUUACAGGUUGUAAAAAAAUGGAAAGUGUUUUUUUUUUUAAUAUUUUUUUUUACGUUUCUCUAAUUUUUUUGAAACUUCUGAUUUAUUUUUCGUUGGAGUUUUUUGUGGCACAUAUGAGCAUGCAUUUAUCUACGCAAUUUUUUCAGCUUUUGUUAACACUUAAAAUGUCUUAUGUAAUGUAAUUAUGAUGAAAAUUGAGUUGAUAAAUGCUCGCUUGAAAUUCUCUA